AUGGACAGCGCGGCACAGAACGGCGGUGCAGGCCAGAGGGCCGUUGACCGUAAUGGACAUUCUCAGCAACACAGUGAUCCCGGCAGAAUCCUGAACAGACUCAAGCAUUGGACAUGGGCAAACUACACGUUUCCCAUGGCGACCGGCGGCGUGGCGCUUCUGCUGUCAGAGCAGACACAGGCGUACAAAUUUGAUGGACUGCAAACGAUCGGAAAGGUGGUUUACAUCUUUGACCUCUUCAUUUUCACCAUGGUUACGGCAGCCAUCGUCUGUCGCUUUUGCAUGUUUCCUGGAACCCUGAAGGCGUCGAUUACCCACCCUACCGAAGGUCUUUUCCUGGGAACAUCAACCUUGAGCCUGGCUUCCAUAAUCGCUGGCAUCGCUCGGUAUGGAAUCCCGGCCUGCGGACCCUGGCUGGUCACUGUCUAUCGAGUCUUAUUCUGGAUAUACUUCGCCAUCACUUUCUUGAUUGCCGUUGGCCAGUAUGCUCUUCUGUUCACGCUGCCGGCGUUGAAGAUCAGGGAUAUGACUCCGGCUUGGGACUUGCCAAUCUUCCCUUACAUGUUGUCCGGGACCCUUGCUGCCACAGGUGCAUCUCUCCAGCCACCAUCGCAAGCCGUACCCAUGAUCGUUGCUGGGUUGACUGCUCAGGGACUGGGGAUGCUCGUAUCCAUGAUUAUGUACGCCAGCUAUGUCCGGCGCAUGAUCCAAUGGGGAUUCCCAUCUCCUAACUCGAGGGCUGGAAUGUUCAUUGCAGUCGGGCCUCCCUCAUUUACAAGCCUGGCAAUCAUCGGCAUGGCAAACAACUUCCCGACAACAUACGACUACUUCGGCAACGCUGAGCUCACUAUGCAGAUCUUUCGCGCCAUAGCAACAAUGGUCAGCGUAUUCAUAUGGUCGCUCAGUCUUUGGUUUUUUGCUAUCGCCGUCGUUGCCUGCCUUGCAGCCAGAAAACAUAUGACCUUCCGACUCAACUGGUGGGCUUUUGUGUUCCCUAAUGUUGGGUUCACAAUUGCCGUCCUAAACAUCGGUAAAGCGCUGGAAAGCCCAGGAAUCAAGUGGGUUGGAACUAUUAUGACAAUACUGCUCGUCUGCACUUGGUUAUGUGUGUUCGGCAGUCACAUCCGGGCGUUUAUCAGAAGAGACAUUGUCUACGAUGGCAAGGACGAGGAUGUUUAUCUUGACGAAACGGAGCACGCCCAUGCUAAACUCGAGAACGCUGGAUUAUCGGAUCAGGAGCGACUGCUCAAACAAGCUUGA
Messenger RNA from Neoarthrinium moseri, 1260 nucleotides. RefSeq lists its product as uncharacterized. The transcript has a single exon. Bases 1 to 1260 code for a protein of 419 amino acids. The record is from RefSeq and is a predicted model, not a curated record. Gene Ontology annotation, molecular function: malate transmembrane transporter activity. Gene Ontology annotation, cellular component: membrane. NCBI's taxonomy places the organism in Eukaryota, Fungi, Ascomycota, Sordariomycetes, Amphisphaeriales, Apiosporaceae. Gene Ontology annotation, biological process: malate transmembrane transport.